UCUUUUUAAUUUGAUUUUCUUUAUCUUUUUAUCAGAUAAAAACUGGGUUUUCUUUCAAAGAACGACUUUGAAUCCUUCAAUGUUUCAGACCCAUCAUUUUCUUUUCUUUUCUUUUCUUUUAUAUGGUACAACAGGUUGCAGAAAGGUGUUCUUUUUCUGGUUUUUGUGGUACCAUUUUUAUGGGUUUUCUUUUUGCUGAGCCUCAAAUCAUUGGAAAAGGGGGAAAAUCAUGGGUUUUCUGGUUUUUUGAGAAGUGGGUUUGAUUUAAGAGGUCCUUUUCUUUUAUUUUGGAUUGAGAGUGGUGCAGGUUUUGUUGGGUUUUGUGAUUUAGUCAUUGGUUUCGUUUUGAAAGGAGAUUUGCAGAUUUCUCUUUUUUUUUUUUUGGUCUUUCUUGGGUUUGAAUCACUGAUUCAUAUGUUGGAAUUGGAAUUUCUCUGUUUUCUACAAUCUUUCAUGAGCGUGGUUUCUUUGAUUUAGGGAUUCUUUUGAGAGGAUUGAUCUUCUGCCCAGGAAUAAAAGUAUGCAGGAAAGUUUGAAUCCUCAAGGUAAUUAAUGCAAUUUCAGAGCUAUCUCAUUUAGAGCUAUUUUUUUGAGUAUUUGUGAUUGCUUGAAGCUCGCCAUUGCUUUUCAGUGGAAUUUGGAGGCUCAAUAAAUCAAAGAUUCUGUUGAUAGUGGGUGUGAGAAAGAGAAUUUCAGCUCUUGUGAUUUCUAGUGUGAGAAAGCAAACAUCAGCGUGCCUCAACCAUCAGUUUUAAUAGCACGUAACAGAUGGAAAUGAGUGAUGUUUCAAUGAGCUCUGAGAGCAUCAAGUCUAGUGGAGCAAGCAUAAGGAGACAUUCGGCAGGGAAAGCCAUUACCAGAUCUUCGUUAUCUCCCCUUGAAACUGGAGAAAAGCUUCUUCCCCAUUAUCUCAGAGCUUCUACUAGUUCUUGCCAUGACUUCUGCAAAUAUGGCCGAAAAAAUGCCUUUGAAUCCAAAGAAAAACACCCCAUCCCUCCUCUUCUCAGCAGAAAACCAGAGUCCCCUGUCCAAGUCCAAAGCCCUCUUGUCAAUUCAAGCUCCAAUGAGAGGAAGAACAAGAAACCACCUAUCAAGCUUGAGAUUACAUCCUCUGUUGAAAUAAACUCUCUCUCCCCCAAACCCAAGCCAUCUCUAUCUGCCAAACCCAAGCCUUCUCUCUCCCCUAAACCCAAGCCUUCUCUCUCCACCAAACCUAAAUUCAAUGCAAAACCAAACCCCAUGUUGAUUAAAAUCCCAUCACUGAAAGUUUCAAGGAUUUCAGUGAAUAGGCUCAAUGAGAAUAAGAAAGUUAAGAGCAGUGAGACUAAGAUAGUUAAGAGCAAGGACUCAUCAACUGUUGAAGACAAGAAAAAACCCAAAGCAGUGACUUCCCUUUCACCUUCUAUCAAUGGAAUCAUGAGAGAGAAGAAGCAGCUUAAACCAGUGACCCCAACCUCACCUUCCAAGAGUGUUGGUAGUGGAGUUAUUUUAGAGAAAGUAAAACCCAAACCAGCGAAAUCUUUAUCUUCGCCUUCCUCUGGCAAUCAAGUUAUUUCAGAAAAGAAACUCAAACUUGUAAAUUCUUUAUCUUUACCUUCCUAUAGCAAUGGACUUAUUUCAGAGAAGAAAAAACCCAAACCUGUAAACUCUUCAUCUUCGCCAUCCUCUGUUAAUGGAGUUACAGCUCUUCGUAAUGGAAUUAUUUCGGAGAAGAAAAAACCCGAUCCUGUAACCUUUUCAUCUUUGCCAACCUAUGGUAGUGGAGUUACACGUCUUCUUAAAGGAGUUAUUACAGAAAAAAGAAAAUCCACGCCUCUAACUUCUUUGCGUUCUUCAGCUAAUGGUAUUGGAGGCUUGAGAGAGACAAGGCAGCGUACCAUGAAAACUUCUCCUUUGAAUAAAACCUCAAUUGAGAAAAGCAAAACCACAGUUGCCAAAGAUCCCGCUACUCCUAACAAGAAUCAAACAAACGCCAAUAGUGGAAGAAGUCCCCAAAUUAGCAGGAACUGCCACCAAAUUAACGGAGCAAAGAUAAGUAAGAACACUUCUCUUGACAAGAAACUGGAACCCCAAUUAGCAGAGAUCGACCACCUUCAAACCAUAGAUAAAUUGUCCCCAACUUCUUCAUCUCCUCCAUCACCACCAUUAGCUUCACCUCCAUCAUCUGAGAAUUUGGAGCAAGAGGAGCUAGAGCUCUCGGAUUGGGAGGAAAUUGAAUCUGAUUCUCACUCUGAAGAAGCUCAACAUGAAAAUAGUGAGGAUGGUGAAGUGGUAGAAAGGGAGAGUGGGGAAGGGAAACAAUUCAGAAGAGAGAGAAGGGAAAGAGUGAUGAACAAUGAGAACCAAGAUUGUGAGCCGAGGAAGAUGAAGUUUAGAAGAGGAAGAGUGAUCAGUAUUCAGCCUGAGAAUAAUGGACCAAGAAGAUUAAGGUUCAGGCAAGGAAGAGUGUUAGGGGAAACACCAGAUGGUAAGGGUUAUUUUGGGAGGAGGAGUUUCAGGAGAAGAGAUAGUGGUGGGGGUGGAAACUCUCACUCUGAAACCCGAACUGUUGUGCUAAGGCAUCAAGAUGUUCAGGGAAGAAAAGAUGGCCAUGAUUUGUUGUUGAACCAUGUGAUAGAGGAGACUGCAAAUAAGCUGGUUGAGAGCAAGAAGAGUAAGGUGAAGGCUCUUGUUGGGGCCUUUGAAACUGUGAUUCAUCUUCGAGAUGGUAAUCCAGUAGAUGCUUGAGCUUUAAAUGGGGAUGGGUGUCUCUCUGCCGUCAUAACUAUGAUUGAUUCGUCUCUAAGAUGGUAUGCAGGUAGAUAUCGCUUGAGUUUUGCAUCUCUCUCUCUCUCACUUUUUGACAGAAUUUUAGGUGCUGAGAACGUUGUGCCUUUCCCUCUCGCCCUCGCCCUCGCCCUCGCCCUCACCCUCGCCCUCGCCCUCCUCAUCCCCAUCCCCCCAAAACAAAACAAAAAAAAAACAAUGAGAAGAAGCCUUCAAAUCAUUUUGACCUGAGAAGUUUGUGCUCUCUCUCCCCCCCCCCCACAAAA
This is a messenger RNA of Amborella trichopoda, 3032 nucleotides long. Lineage: Eukaryota; Viridiplantae; Streptophyta; Magnoliopsida; Amborellales; Amborellaceae. The record is from RefSeq and is a predicted model, not a curated record.